Messenger RNA from Cyprinodon tularosa, 1278 nucleotides. RefSeq names its product T-cell surface antigen CD2-like. The transcript is spliced from 8 exons. Lineage: Eukaryota; Metazoa; Chordata; Actinopteri; Cyprinodontiformes; Cyprinodontidae. The record is from RefSeq and is a predicted model, not a curated record. The coding region runs from base 289 to 828 and encodes 179 amino acids.
GCAGAUGGGUCCCUUAAACUGAUAAAUCUGAAGAAGAAUGAUUCAGGAGUUUAUACCACUGAGGUUCAUGAUCAAAGAGGAAAAAUACAGGCCAAAAAGAGCAUCAAGUUAUGCGUGCUGGACCGUGUGAAGAAGCCUUCAAUAAAUGUGACCUGCAAGGACUCAGAUGUCACCUUUACCUGCAUUCCUCAAAACAUACAGAAACCAGAUGAUGCACAAUACAAAUGGUUCCAGAAUGGGAAUCAGAUUAACGAAACAGGAAUCAACCUAAAAAGAAAGACUGUGGAAAUGAAAAAAGUCCAGUUUUCCUGUGAAGUUUACAACAAGAUAAGCUCUGAAAGAAGUGAUCCUGUGGUGAAUAUGUGCUUUGAACCUGUGAGGAAGCCUGAAAUAAAUACAACUUGUAAGAGCUCAGAGGUCAUCUUUACCUGCAAUGCUGCUCAGCAGGCUGAUGAUGCACAGUACAAGUGGUUCCAGAAUGGGAAAGUGAUCCACAAUGAAAUAAAAAUCUCAUUGAUAAGAACAAUUUCAGAAAGUAAAAACAUGAACUUCUCCUGUGAAGUUUAUAAUGAUGGCAGCUCUGAAAAGAGUUUCUCUUUGAGUCAUAACUGUGUUUACAAUAUUCUUCCAGGCAUUCCAGAUGAGUUAUUUGGAAUCAGCACCUGGAUUUUUAUUGCUGGUGGAGGAGGUUUUCUUCUAGUGUUGAUCAUCAUCAUUGUGUGCUGCUGUGUCAUAUGUAAAAAGAAAAAGAAGCUCCGGGAGAAUGAUGAGGAGGAGCUUGAAUACCGAGGAGCAAAGAGAUCAACAUCAUCCUAUUGCUCCCCCUGAUCAUCUUCUUUAUAUUUUUACAUCAUUAUCACCAACAGACAUAGAGCAUCUGAAGAUCCACCACUUUACAUAUAAGUACACAUAAAACCACAUAUUUAGAAACACUGAUUUGAAGGACAUUGUCUUUUUUCUAACUGUGAGGUGUUAUAUCAGACUAAACUUUUCUCAUUUAAGGUCUGUGUUUGUUUUCAAAAUCAUAUCUGUUCGUUAAACACCCAAAUUCUUUGAAUACUUUGGAAAUUUUGCUAUUUCAGCCCCAUUUUAAGAGAAAAAUACAAGUAUAUAUUAAGAUCAACCACUUCAAGUCAAUUUAUUGAGAUUAUACUCAUAGACUAUACAGUGAUUCCUAAAAGAGGGUACGCAUACUCGUGAGUGCAUUGCAAGUGGUAAAUGAAAAUAUUUUUUUAGGUAGUAAAAUAAAAUAGGGCUAGGAUCUGUUUUUCUUCAUGA